AUGCCUCGAUUGGAGCGCCUUGUGCCAAAUAUGGACCGUCGGUCAAUGUGCAUCCACUACAAUGAGCAGUGCUACAAGAGUCUGUCCACGGACAGGCUCACAAAAAAGAAUGUCUCCAAACUGGACAGCCCUAACAAGCUCGGCAUGGGAAAGUGGCCCGACCAAGAUGCCAAGAAAAGGAGGUCCUCGAGCAUAACGAGGCACAUUCUCCAAAGUGGUGAGUGGGCUGUGCGGGUGAGGGGUCCUACAGUGACAGUGGUGGAAAUAGUUUCGUAUUAA
Molecule: messenger RNA, 279 nt
Organism: Sporothrix schenckii 1099-18
Lineage: Eukaryota; Fungi; Ascomycota; Sordariomycetes; Ophiostomatales; Ophiostomataceae
Exons: 1
Coding region: 1-279 (92 amino acids)
Source: RefSeq, a predicted model, not a curated record